Aphanomyces astaci is the source of this 1468-nucleotide messenger RNA. RefSeq lists its product as hypothetical. The record is from RefSeq and is a predicted model, not a curated record. The transcript has 5 exons. The coding region runs from base 24 to 1178 and encodes 384 amino acids. NCBI's taxonomy places the organism in Eukaryota, Oomycota, Saprolegniomycetes, Saprolegniales, Verrucalvaceae.
GUUGAAGUGCGGGUGCCGCCACAAUGAAGGCGGUGGCAACGGGUCGGACGUGGACAAGGGACACAAGCGACCAGCGACUACUGGAGCAGGCAAAGGCGUCGAUGGUGGAGCAAUGCGCGUUGGAGGUGGAAGCGACCAAGACGUUGCUCAACGAACGCCUGCGCAAGGAGCAGAGGAGGCACGCCAAGGCCCUCGAAGAGCGAGAGAAGCGAGCGGAAGAGUUCUGCACAAACUUGCAGGCCAAGUACGAGGAUCUCAUGGGCGUUCACGAAGUGACGUGGCAGAACCAGCUGCACGCGAUGCAGCAAUCCAUGCACACGCUCCUGCGUACGCACAUGUCUCUGGAAGACCACGAUCUGAUUUUGAACCAAAAGACGACCGCCUUGAACGACGCACAUGCCAGGGCCGUGCAGCUCCUCCAAACGACGUUCGAUCGGUCGAUGGUGGAAGCUCAGCAUGUUCACGAACGAACUGCCGAAGCAGCGCACCACGCCGCCGUGGUGCCUCUCCACGCAACGAUUGCGGAGCUUCAGGCCAAAUGUGAGCAAGCUCAGGCAGCCGUGGACGACCUGACUACGCAACUGGCCAAGACUCGGGAGAGAUACCAAAGCGAGGUGUUGCGGCGCACCAAAGUCGAAGCCAAGAUGCACGAAAGCUGUAGACAUUUGUUGAGUAUGCGAAAUCAGCUCAAGAAGGCAAGUGGUGGAAUUGCCGAGUGGAAGGCGCAGACCAAGGACUGGCAACGUCAGGCGAGCCAAGGACAAGCAGAUUGCACCGCGCUCAAGCUGACGUUGGUCACGGCGGAAGCCACCCACGGCAGCACGGUGAAGUGUUUGGAGCAAGACAUUCGAUACCUCGAGCAAGCCCUAGCAAAGGAAACGUCCUUGAGGGUAUCUGUGGAGGGCCAACUGGCGGUGGCCACGGCGGCCGUGACGACGUGUGCAUCGUCGAAAGGACAAGUGGAAGCACGGGAGCUCAUGGCUAAUCAACGUCUGGAGCAACUGCAAGUGAAUUGGGAUGCCGACGUCGCGCGCCGGACUUUGGCGGCGGCGGACGAACAAGACAAGCUCAAGCUGGCAAACGAAUGCAUCGACAAGUUGCGGGGUACGGUCAUGGAUUUGCAGCGAGACUCGCAGGUACUGUCAAUGGAAUUCCCUUAUUUCAAAUAUAUACUAUAGGACCUACGGCGGCAAUUGGACGUGGCGGUGGCGUGCAAAGAUCAAGUGGAGGGGGCGUGGAAUGUCCGUCUUCGAGACAUCGAAAAGAAAUUGCAAGCGUCAGAUGUGGUUAACAAGGCGCUGCGGAAGGAGAAUGCCGCGCUCAAGCAAGAGUUGCGCAUCGAGCAACAGUUGUUUAAAGGAUCCACGGCUCUCAAAUAGGGAGACAAUCCAUGGGCCAAUCAUAACGCACGACACUAGUCAAGUGGCCAAUCAAAUUUCUCUCUUCAACGCUACGAAUUAACUGUAAA